GAAUCCCCACAUACCGCCCAAUGUCCGACGUCCAUCCUCACAUUCCUCUUCGCCUCCCGCAUCCCAUCCCUCACCACUUCCCUCCCUCCUCCAAUCCCUCUCCAUUUCCCUCCCUCCUCUCAUGCCGUCAAACACUCAUUCCGUCACAUACUUAUUCCGUCAAACAUUGA
Closterium sp. Naga37s-1 is the source of this 170-nucleotide messenger RNA. NCBI's taxonomy places the organism in Eukaryota, Viridiplantae, Streptophyta, Zygnematophyceae, Desmidiales, Closteriaceae. The record is from the annotation of a GenBank genome assembly.